AUGGCAACGCCAGAGAAAAAACCAAAAACGAUACUCAAUUUUUUUCAAAAGAAAAGCCCAAUUCCAAAUGACAAUGAAAAGUCGGACAAAAACAAUAAUGUAUCGAACCAGUCCACAUUGUCUGAGCCUCCCGCAACCCUGAAGCCUUCAGAAAACAGUGACACCAAACGAAAGUCUAUUGUACGUUCGUUCCAAAAAAAAUGGUUAAAUGAAUACACGUGGCUUAGUUACUCUACCGAUAAUUAUAUGACCUGUAAAUUGUGCAUUAAACAUAAUAAGACCAAUGCUUUCACGUCCAAAAAUACAAAUUUCAAAACAACAACACUGAAUCGGCAUGCUGAAUCAGCUGAUCACAGGGCUGCUGUCAUGGCAGAAUCGAUGCAGGGUGACCUAAAAAAAGUUGUUGAUAGAGUUUUGACUGUGAAGGAAUCUGCUGCCAUAGUGGCAUUAAAGUCUACUUUCUGGAUAGUGCAGGAAAAUAUAGCUUUAACUAAACAUGAAAGCCUGCUGACUCUUCUUUCAGAAUUGAAUUGCCCUCAUGUUGAUGACCUAAAUACUGCUAAAAAUGUUAACUACUCAUCUGAUAAAGCAGCUGUUGAUAUGUUGAAGUCACUAGCUUAUGUUACCAGGGAAAAGGUUGAUAGAUGUAUUGAAACUUCACCUUACAUUAGCCUCCUUUGUGAUGAGAGUACAGAUAUCAGUGUUCAGAAAAAGCUAGUUGUAUAUGCUCGAGUACUUGAUAUUAAUACUUUUAAACCAUGUACUAUGUUUGUAACCAAUUUGAAGGUUGAUUCUGCUACUGGGGAGGCUAUAUACAAAGAACUUAAGUCAUUGACCAGCAUGAAAGGGAUUGUUUCUUCAAAGAUAAUGGGCUUAGGAACUGAUGGGGCCAAAGUGAUGACAGGUGUAGGUAAGGGGGUGACAGGAUUUAUGUUAAGAGAUAAUCCUAUGAUGCUAAACUAUCACUGCCUAGCUCACAAACUAGCCUUAGUCACAUCUCAAGCUGCAAAUGAAGUUCCUUAUUUAGUUGAAUAUCAGACAAUAUUGACAGGGCUCUUCUACUUUUUCAAAGCAUCUGCUAAGAGGUGUCAUCAGUUGACUGAAGUUCAGAAACUUCUUGAGGAGCCAUCAUUGAAAGUAAAGGAAGUUCAUGAGGUGAGAUGGUUAAUACUGUAUAUUGCAGUUAAAACAGUAUAUACUGUAUUGGAUUCUCUCAUCACUUACUUCACAGAGGACAAAGAUGCCAAAGCAAAGGGUUAUGGAAAGAAACUUUCUACCCAAGACUUUAUUGCCAGUACCUAUCUUUUGAUGGAUGUUUUGCCCAUUGUGUCACAAAUGUGUUUGGUUUUCCAAAAAGCAGAUCUAGAUGUUUGUCAAGUAAAAGUUGAAGUUGAUCAUGCUAAGCUUGAAUUAAUGAAGAUAAAGUCUGGUGAAGCAAAUGCAGAACAUGGGUCAUAUCUACAGCAGCUGCAGAAUGAACAUUUAAGUUUGAGUGGUGGGAAGGUUAUCUUUAAAGGAAAUCAUGUGGUGCAUGGCAAGCAGAACAUUGAUUCCAUUAAAACAAAAUUCAUAGAUAAAAUUCUUGAGAAGCUGAAUGACAGGUUCCCAGAUGAUGAUACAAAUGUUAUUUAUGCAUUUGCAGUUUUAGGAAUGAGACCCAUCACAUUCUUAUCUAGUAAAGACAGAAUGGAUUGGGGAAAUGACAAGAUUGACAUAUUAAUUAAACAGUAUGGAGAAGAGAAAACAUCAGUUCCAACAGAAGAACAGCCCCAGGUUACCCAAACACCUAUCAUCAAUCCAAAUCAAACAAGAGUAGAAUGGUCUAAGGUGAAAGAGACAGUAGUCCAGGAAGGUUACCCUAGGGACAAGAUGGCUGUUUUAUGGAAUCUUAUCAAUAAACACCAUAAGGAGGACUGUCCAAACCUUCUAAAAUUAGCUUCUUUGGCAUUGACUGCUCCAAUUCAUACUUCUGAUUGUGAAAGGGGGUUUAGUGCACAAAACCAAACUAAAACUCCAUCUAGAAAUAGACUUCUACCAGAGACUGUUAAUGAUGUCAUGACUGUGAAACUUGAAGGUGGUUCAAUGAAAGACUUUGACUUUUUAAGGGCAUUGGAAGUGUGGAGGAGUGAGAAAAUGAGAAAGUUAUUUUUAUAAUUUAUUCUAAUAAUGAUAAACAUUUCAGUUAUUCACAAGUUACAGUUUGAACAGUUAAAUUUAAAUAAAGUUAAACUCUGUGUUUAAGUCAGUUUUCCACAAGCAGUGGUGAUGUACAUAUGUAAAUAGUGUUCAUAACAUCAUAAGAAGAUUAACAUCAAAAUAAAAUCAGGUAAUCUUUUCUUUAAAAUUUUGAUGUCUUAUUGAUAUUCAAAAUGUCCCCAAUAUUUUUUAUUUAAGGAGACAUUUGUCCCUAUUUUUUUAUAACCUUGGCAGAACACUGCUAUGUGAUGAUUUUAUUCUACAUACCAGUUCAAAUCAUUAGUGCCACACCUAAUUAAGUGUUAAAUGGCCUAAAUCUGUAAUUUUAGUGUGUUUUAAUAACAGCUUGGCAG
Ruditapes philippinarum (Manila clam) is the source of this 2549-nucleotide messenger RNA. RefSeq names its product zinc finger protein 862-like. The transcript is spliced from 2 exons. NCBI's taxonomy places the organism in Eukaryota, Metazoa, Mollusca, Bivalvia, Venerida, Veneridae. Bases 1 to 2154 code for a protein of 717 amino acids. The record is from RefSeq and is a predicted model, not a curated record. Gene Ontology annotation, molecular function: protein dimerization activity.